AUGGAGGACCUCACAAGGAAUUACACCAAGCCAUGCAUCAUGGAUAUCAAGAUGGGGCGCAAGACGUGGUAUGAAGGGGCUCCUCAGAAGUACAUCGACAAAUGCCUGGUCAAAGACGCCACCACCACAAGCGGAUCGCUGGGUUACCGGAUAGCAGGCAUGCAGGUGCAGGACAGCAGCACUGGCGCCAUGUGGAGGGCUGACCGCAAGUGGUGCCAGAACCUGACCAAUCAGCAGAUGCCAGCUGUCUUCCAGCUCUUCUUCUCCUCCACUCCCACCGCUGACGCCCCUGCCAUCGAUGCCAUUGCUGCUGCUGCUGGUGCUGGUGAUGCUGCUGGUGCUGCUGGUGCUGCUGGUGCUGCUCUUAGUGCUGAGGCGAAGGAGAGAAUGAGGGGCGUUCUGUGUGGAGAGGGAGGGCUCUUGGCACAGCUGCAGACACUGAGAAACUGGUUCGCCCAGCAGACCUCCUUCCACUUCUUCUCCGCCUCUAUCCUGUUGAUUUACGAGGCCAACACUCCUGAACACAAGGGGGCAGAGGCGAAGGAGGAGGGGAAGGAGGCGGGAAGCGGUGCUGCCCACCCUCCCUCUCUGAGGCUGGUGGACUUUGCCCAUGCCAUCGAUGCGCAUGGGAAGGUGGAUGAGAACUUCCUGCAGGCUGUGGAUGGGGUUAUGGCAGCGUGGAGGGUGGUAUUGGAAGAAAAGUAA
Molecule: messenger RNA, 705 nt
Organism: Closterium sp. Yama58-4
Lineage: Eukaryota; Viridiplantae; Streptophyta; Zygnematophyceae; Desmidiales; Closteriaceae
Source: the annotation of a GenBank genome assembly